Suillus discolor is the source of this 417-nucleotide messenger RNA. RefSeq lists its product as uncharacterized. Lineage: Eukaryota; Fungi; Basidiomycota; Agaricomycetes; Boletales; Suillaceae. Bases 74 to 298 code for a protein of 74 amino acids. The record is from RefSeq and is a predicted model, not a curated record. The transcript is spliced from 2 exons.
UUUGAGGACUCAAAAGUUCGGGCCUGAUAUCAGCUCUUCCGCCUUCUCGUCCGCGUUCCCGUCCUCUAGACGAAUGAACAGCACUCGCUGUGCUUGGUCUUCCUUUGUUGUAACUGUGGCCUUGUUCGACUGUUGUCAUUUUGUCCUGGAGGCAUCGCCUCGGCUGAGGCUCAUGAUUGGCAAAGAACAGCAGGAGAGGUCUGCGGUCGCUCAAGGGGAGACCCACAAUCAUAUAUAUGUGUACUACAUGCUGCUCUAUUACCGAGAAUUUAAAUGCUAUUCAUCCUCAAUGCUAUGACUAGAAUGAUUUCCCAUGAGAUUUCAUCGCGAGGUCCAGUGUAAUAUGCACGAUAAGAGAUGAUGCCGCGAUCUCCGUUCAAGUGCACCUGGCAAUGUUCCACGGUCUUUUUUCACGAC